AUGGCUUCAGCAGCAGUCGAUCAGUCCGCCGGUGGACAUACCACCACCUUUGAGCCACUUACCACCGUUCAGACCGGUGUGACCAAGCAUCAUGUUCGCACCAUCUUGAACUACCACAAGCCCAAUGAGGAUGGAAGCCCACCUCAUGCGACGUACGUCGGCAGGCCAGAGACCUACGAGCGACCCGUCGACCCAGUCGAAGUGACCAUCAACGAUAUCCGCGGCGAGACAGACAAAUACAAUCUCGACAGCAAUGGCUUCCAGCUCUACAACUUCCCCUCGGCCGAGAAGGACUUCCUCGACGACGACAAGAUCAAGGCCGAGUACUAUCCCGAGACGGAGAGACUGCUCAAGGAAGCCACCGGCGCCUCCCGUGUCUUCAUCUUCGACCACACCAUCCGCCGCCCUGGCCCUCCCAGCGCCGAAAACCCCACCGAGAACACCCCGGCCGCACCCCUCCGCGGCCCCGUCCAGCGCGUACACAUCGACCAAUCCUACACGGCCUCGCGCUCCCGCGUCCCCCACCACCUGCCCGAGCUCGCCGACCAGCUCCUCAGACCCGCCACCAGAUCAUCAACGUCUGGCGCCCCAUCAAGCCAUCUACAAGGAUCCUCUCGCUGUGGCCGACGCACACUCCGUGCCCGAUACUGA
Molecule: messenger RNA, 651 nt
Organism: Cyphellophora attinorum
Lineage: Eukaryota; Fungi; Ascomycota; Eurotiomycetes; Chaetothyriales; Cyphellophoraceae
Exons: 2
Coding region: 1-651 (216 amino acids)
Molecular function (GO): oxidoreductase activity
Source: RefSeq, a predicted model, not a curated record